This is a messenger RNA of Orbilia oligospora ATCC 24927, 5331 nucleotides long. RefSeq lists its product as uncharacterized. The record is from RefSeq and is a predicted model, not a curated record. Gene Ontology annotation, cellular component: nucleus. The transcript has 2 exons. Bases 1 to 5331 code for a protein of 1776 amino acids. Gene Ontology annotation, biological process: nucleus organization. Lineage: Eukaryota; Fungi; Ascomycota; Orbiliomycetes; Orbiliales; Orbiliaceae.
AUGCGUCCGUCGGAUGUGAGCUCUCUAACCGUCCUUUUUUCCGUUGUCGUCCCGUCUUUCCUAUGCUCUGUGUUAGUAGUAGCUGCUUUAUACUGGUCGUGGAUGCUUCUCCUUCCCUUUGCUGGGCUGGAGGAGACCAAAUUGCCGUUAAACCACGCCGACACUUCGGUUUGUAAAGACGAGAACACGAACGACAGCAACAGCAACAGCGUCAACACCAACAACGUCAACGACGGCAACAUGACGACAGCCCAACACAACAACACUUUUGUCCCACAGUCAGUCAGCCAUUGUGCUGCCCCUUCCACUCCCACUCCCACUUCUAGUUCUGCCCCUUCGACUUUGGCUCUCAAGUCGAAUAAGUCUCUAUCAAAUACCCUUCAAGUGCCCUCCCCUUCAAAUGGCACUCGUGGAAAUGUUACUCCGACUGACAAUCCAAGAAGCUCCUCACGGUCGAAUGGGGACAAUGUGGAGGUUUUCUUCAAGAUGAUUCCCAUGGGUGGGAAGGACCGACAGAACCUUGCCAACUAUAAACGGACUUCCUCGAUCUUGGACUGGACCCAAUCAUCCUUUGGCAAAGCAUACGGUAAAAGACCGUCGGUAUACUCUCUCGUCGGCCAGGAGGACAAUGCCGACAAUGACACGGCUAGUUCUUCGUCCCGACCACGAUACUCUAAAUCGGAAACAUUGUCUGCCUUAUACGGAUCGAAUUAUGCACGAAGCGAUGUUGGAUCCGAUACCGAGUCGGAGAGGAGCUAUGAUCUUGGUCAAAGGCUCGGCCAGAUUUACGCUGCCCUGGGGAACAGUGAGAAUGCCGCGGCGGGCGAAGAAAUUAGGAACCAGCAGAUCCAGAUGAUUGAGCAACUACGACAAGAAAUUGCGACUUUACGUUCGGAAAUGCAAGAGACCAGGCAGUCGGUUUCACAAAAAGAACAUGAGUGUGCUAGGUAUUUGGUUGAACAUUACAAUCUGAUCAGAGGGGAUCUGGAGGAACAGGAUUUGGAGGAAGUAGAGGAACUCAAGAACGAAGAAGACAUCGAUCACUCGCUCUUGUCCCAGAAGCUACAACCCCUCUACGAAAUCCUCAGACACCAGCUCCUCGACCUUCGAGAGAAAUAUCAGAGCUACGAUACUUUAAUUCACAGCCUUAAGGCUAGGGAGCAGUCACAAGAUACAUCGAUCUCGAAUCUGGAAGCCCUUGUUACCGAGCUUCGAGAAAAGCACCAAGUCGAAAUCGAUAAACUCCAGAGAGCAGCAGAUGAAUUUGCAGACGGCCUCCAAAGGCAAGUUAGCAGCGGUCUUGAAGAGCAGGAUAAAUUGAAGGCGAGCAUCACCCAACUAAAUGAACUCCACUCCACCAAUUCCAAAAAGUCUCAAAACGAGAUCUCGGAAAGAGACGAACUUAUUAGAGCUCUCCGAGAGGCCACAAAACAAGAAGUCGAAUCUCUUAAAGCAGAGUUCGAGACAAGCAAAACUGAAGCGGAUAGACUGUACCAAUCUUUACGCACCGAAUCCGAGGCCGAAAUCAAGAGCCUUAAAUCUAACCUCGAAGAGAGUCGAGAAGAAACCAAUGAUCUCAGAGACAGACUUCAAGCGGCUGCUACGAUCGCCGACACUUUGAAGGUCCAAUACAUACAAGCCCAAGACGACCUGAAAAACCAGAUAAGCAGUGCCGAAGCCAACAUUCUCAGCCUGAGGACUGAAAGCCAGCAACGCAUUGAUAACCUAACAGAACAGGUACAGAAACACUCUAUUUACGUCGAUGAGUUGACUUUGCAACGACAAAAGGAUGCCGAGUCCCACGAAGAACAACUUCGGGAUAAAGAUGCAAUUAUUGCCCAACUACGAUGUGAAAUAAAACAAGAAACCUCGAAACUCAAGGAACUUGAAAGAGAGCUAAGGAAGAAAGCGGAUGAACUCGAGAGUCGAGAGCAGCAUCUCAAGGAAGAGCUCGAAGCCUUGCUUCAAAGGGAGUCUGAGGGCCAGGAAGAAGCUGGCUCGCUUCAAUCCCUGAGACAAACUUUACUGGACAGGGAAGCCGCUUUGGUUGAACGUGAGGCCUCUUGCCAAAUACAAGAAUCAGAUUUAGACAGCCGGCGACACACCAUCGAGAAGCACGAAAACAAGGUUGCUGAGUCGUUGGCCGCUGUUUCCGACCGUGAAAAGUCUUUAGAUGAGCGAGAUACAACCUUGACUGAGAGCGCCGCCGCUAUAUCCAGCCGUGAGGCCCAUGCCAUCCAAAAAGAGACUGAGCUCCAGGAACGGCUGGAAUCCUUGACUGCCCGGGAUCUGGAAUUGAGUCAACAAGAUGCAAAAAUUCAGGAAACCUCCACACUGCUUCAGACACGGGAAAUAACAUUAACAACUCUCGAGGCGACAAUUACUAAACGAUCCGAGGAGGUCUCAACGCUCGAAAAGGAGAUUGAAUCUAAACAGACAUCGCUCAGCGAAAGAGAAAAGGAGCUUACUCAACAACAAGAAACCCUCUCCCACCGUGAAGAGCGUUUGUCUGCAGAGGAGUCGAGGAUCAGUGAGAAGGAAUUAGUAUUAGCAUCUCAGGAAAAAUCGCUUGUCUCCCGGACGGAUGAGCUAACAGCGAAGGAGUCUGCCCUCUCGACAAACGAAUCAGAUUUCUCCGGUCGCGUAGCAGAAUUUGAGCAAUCUAAGCAAAAGCUAGAGUUGGAGCAGUCUAAUUUGAAGGUCGUAUCCGCGGAAUUGGACUCUUCACGAGACGAACUUUUAAAGAAGCUCUCGUCACUCUCAACCCGCGAGGAGGAAUCUAAAGCUCAGCAAGACAAGCUUGUUCAGCAAGCUGAACAAUUGGGCAAGCGAAGCGAUGAGCUCAAGAAACAAGAAACAGAAAUUGAAGAACGUCUAGCUACGGAGACCAAGAAUCUAGAAUCACGCCAGCACGACAUCGAUACUCAAUCCCGGAACAUUUUCCAGCUCCAGAAGGACCUCGAUGAGGAAAAGCAAAACCUGCAAAAUGAGCGGAGCGCCCUUGAGCAGCAAAAAUUGGAGGUGAGCGAGGCCCAAAAAAGUAUCGCGCAAGAGCAGGAAGAUGUUGCGGCGAAAAAGCAGGACCUUGACGAACUGCGACGAGAUCUUGAACGGCAACUCCAAUCGCUGGAAACAAGAAAUCGGGAGCUCGAACAACAAGAGAUCCUUCUUUCUCAGGGAAAGCAAGAUCUUGACCAAGAUAGGCACGACCUCACCACUCAGAAGGAAGCCUUUGAGCAAGAACGGAAGGAGUUCGAAAAACUCAGGCAAGAUGUGGAGGGACAAAGAAAUCGUCAAGACGAGCAACAGCGAACUCUUGAAGAAAAGAUCACAAUAACCGAAUCGAAGAAUCAAGAGCUUAUUGAAAGGGAGCGAGUGCUUGAGGAGAAGAUCUCGUUUGAGACAGCCCAGCUGGAUUCGCAAAACCAAACAUUACGUGAGCAACAAGUUUUGUUUGAACAACAACAGUCCGCGCUUGUCACCAAAGAGGACGAUCUCGCACAGAGGGCGCAAGCGCUGGAAUCGGGCACAAAGGACUUGGUAUCCCAGAAAGCGGAGUUCGAUACGUACAAGCAGAGCCUGCUCUCCGGAGAAGAAGAACUCAAGGGUCGCAUCUCGGAGCACGAAAAGAAUGUUCGAGAUCAACAAACGGCUUUGGAAUCAAAGCAGACAGCCCUCAAAGAUCUUGAGGAUGGUUUAAUAGGCCGCAAAUCCGAAUUUGAUCAACUAAAGUCUGAGCAAGAGUCAACCUUCGCUGAGAGGGAUUCGUCUUUGAGCAAACUCGAGGAGGGCCUCAAGGCUCGGGUACGCGAACACGAAGAGGAUGUUGCACAACGGCAAUCGCAAUUGAAGACCCGAGAAGAUGAACUCAAUGGCUUGGAGAGUACGCUUUGUAGAAGGCAGGACGAUGCUGCGGCCAAGGAACAACAACUUCAAGAGCUUGAUGAUACCCUUAACCAACGCGCUGCUGACCAUGAAGCCGCAUCUAAAGAGCGCGAUAAUGUCCUUCAACAACGAGAGCAAGAUAUCACUUCGAAGGAUUCUCAAAUUAGGGAACUUGAAGGCGACCUCAGCAAGCGUAUGGCGGAGCACAAAGCUAGCGUUGAUCUCAAGAAAGAGGAAUUCGAGGCGAAGGAAAAGGAAAUUCUUAGCAAAUCCCAAGAAGUAGAUGCUCGGGUCGCCAAGCUUGACGAACAAGAUUCGAAAUUGAGGAUCUUGGAACUAGAGCUUGGUACUCGAGUCGAGACCCUAAAUGCCCAAGAGGAAAAAUCCGAAAAGCUGAAACAGGAGCUUGGUACCAAGGAAAAGGAGAUUCAUUGUGCAUCGGAGGCCCUGAAGUCAGAGAAGGACAACCUUGACGCGAAGGCCAAGCGACUUAGCGAUCUAGAAGAUGGCCUAAAUGCUCGCAGCCACAAGCUCGAGGAGUCUGAGAGGGCUUACGAAGAAAAGGUCGCUAAGGGAUCUCAAAAGGCAGAAGAUGAAGCUGCUAUUCAAGAAGCUCGGCUGAAAGAGUUAAAUCAUCUUCAGGGCUGUCUCGAUAAGCAGAAACAUGACCAAGAGUCAGCACAGGAAGAUAUAACUGCAAAACAUAAAGCAUUGACCGAACGGGAAAAUGAAAUGAAACAAAAACAAGCGGAGUUGGAUGAUCUUAAGGCCAAACUUAUCCUUGCUAUGGAAGAGCUGCGGAAGGCGGAAAGCCGUCCUUCAACAGCUGGAUACAGCCUGAGUGAAGCGCCAGAUACUGCAAGCGUUAAUCUCACCGCUCGGAGUUCGAGAUCCAACAUCCAGGAAGACCGAGCUUCAAUAGUAACCAAAGAUACGCUCGAUCAACUUGGUCCCACACCAAACUCCGUCCCAGCAAUUUCCGUGAAUGAACCAAAAGUUCAUUACGAGAACCAGAGCGCAACUAGCAGUUCAGGUGGUGAUAUGACAAGACCUUCAACCGGUGCAUCCCAUUUCUCUUAUUCUCAAACGUCUGUGACGUCCUCUCGGAAUGACCAAACGACGGCAUCCGGCUCUAUCCGUCCUCCUUCCGCUUAUAGUACCGUCCCUUCAGUCAUGGAAGACCCUCGUUAUUGUCAUGUGUGCCACAUGAUUCACGAGAUACCGCCAACAAAAGGGAAACAUAGCUAUCGAAAUAAACUCCACAAAGCCCAACCGGCCAAACGAUCUGUCUUUGAGGCUUUCAAAGAGACCAACAAGAGCCUUGGUAUCAAAGUUCAAAAUGCCGAAGAGAAGAAGAAGAGAAGACAUCGGAGCUUCCCAGUUUGGAUAGAUCAAGAAGUGCUCCGACAUAGCCAUGAAGCCCCCUCGAAGAACAAGGCGAAAUAA